This is a messenger RNA of Telopea speciosissima, 3273 nucleotides long. RefSeq lists its product as uncharacterized. Lineage: Eukaryota; Viridiplantae; Streptophyta; Magnoliopsida; Proteales; Proteaceae. The transcript has 9 exons. The coding region runs from base 478 to 2565 and encodes 695 amino acids. The record is from RefSeq and is a predicted model, not a curated record.
UCUAACUUGUUUGGAGAUGAAUUCAAGAUACCUGAUGAUAACUGGGACACCAAUUACCUUAAUCUGUUGGAUAUUGGGGCAGUGGAAGAAGGGAUUUGACAUGUUCUUUAUGCUUGUGCAUCACAGUCUCUGUUAUGUGCCAAGUUGGCUGAGAGUAGUUCCAACUUGUGGUCUGCACUGCCUCUGGUGCAAGCACUUCUACCAGCUCUUCACCCUCUGGUUAUCAGUGCUCCAGAUCAAAUUGAUGAUAAUCUCUUGUACUGGAAACAGCCUUCUGUGCAGCACGCCUCUUCUCAGAUUGUGCUGACAUCAUCUUCAUCAGUGUAUCGCCCUCUUCUUCAUGCUUGUGCUGGCUAUUUAUCAUCAUUUUUGCCAUCACAUGCAAAAUCUGCUUGUGUUCUUAUUGAUCUUUGUUUGGGGCCACUGGCACCAUGGAUACCUACUGUCAUUGCAAAGGUUGACCUAGCAAUUGAACUUAUGGAGGACCUUCUGGGCACGAUUCAGGGUGCUCGUUUUUCUAUCACUCGUGCUCGAGCAGCUCUCAAAUAUGUCAUUUUGGCAUUAUCUGGCCAUAUGGAUGACAUAUUAGCAAAAUAUAAGGAAGUUAAACAUAAAGUUCUUUUUCUUGUGGAAAUGCUUGAACCUUUUCUUGAUCCUGCUAUUACUGCCAUGAAGAAUACAAUCGCUUUUGGGGAUGUGUCAGCCAUGUUUCUUGAGAAGCAGGAACAAACUUGUGCAAUUGCUCUCAAUGAAAUCCGUGCUUCAGUUAAUGAACAUGCUGUUCUUCCGUCAUUGGAAUCUGAAUGGCGGCGUGGGUCAGUUGUUCCAAGUGUACUUCUCUCGAUUUUGGGACCGCAUUUGCCAUUGCCACCUGAAAUUGACCUUUGCAAGUGCCCAGCUUCUAAACCUGUUGAGCAAGAAUCUUCUGCUGUUCCUUCUGUUUCAUCUGUCCCUCGUCAUGGGGUAACCUCUUUAAAAUCCAAUGGCCAUGAUGAAUUUGAUGGGAAGACUGACGUGAAUGAUGCAACUGCUGGGAUGGAUGCAUUUGAAGAUGUCAAUCUUUUAUUUGCUCCAACAGAAUUGAAAACUAUAACGUUGAGGAGUGUUUCUAAUAUUUUUUAUGGAAACAGCCCAGAUAAAAGCAGUUCAGAAUCUAUUCAUGCUGGUAACAUCACAGAAGGCAAACAACCUGCUGAAAAAAAUUUUAGUAAUCAGUUUCAAAAUGGCUUAACCCUUGAUGCUAGUUUUGCUAUUGAAUACCUUAACUUGGAGUCAGAUUGUUUGCAACUCUUGGACCAUCGAGAAUCUGAACUUAAAGCUUCAGAAUUUCAACGUUUGGCCUUGGACUUACACUCACAUCAUGAUAUUACUUUGGAGGGCCAUGAGGCUUCUAUUGAUGCUUUGCUUUUAGCUGCAGAGUGCUAUGUUAACCCUUUCUUUCUGACAGCUUCCAGUGGCAAGUUAAAGGUUACUGAAAGAAUGAAUGUUAGCAGAACCAAGAUUACUCAAAUGCAUGGAACUGCAGAGCUGAAAAGAGUUUCUGAGAGGGAUAGUAGUGAGUUAGAAACCAUAUCUGGUCUUGAAAGAAAAAGGGACAAAAUUGUACUACAGAUACUCCUUGAAGCAGCUGAGUUAGACAAGGAGUAUCAGUUAAAGGUUUCAUCCGGGGAACUAUGUUUGUACAAUUCUGGACAAGAUGAACAGGGUCUAAAGUUGUCUCCACAAGAUCUUCAAUCUGCUGAUGCUGUCACGUUCGUUCGACAGAAUCAGGCACUGCUGUGCAACUUUCUGAUUCAACAAUUACAAAGAGAACACUCAAUGCAUGAGAUCCUUAUGCAAAGCCUGUUGUUCUUCUUGCAUUCAGCAACUGAAUUAUGCUGCCCUCCUGAAAAUGUGGUUGAUGUCAUAUUGGGAUCUGCUGAAUAUCUUAAUGGGCUGCUUACAUCUUUCUAUUACAAGCUUAAAGAAGGCAAUCUACAGUUGGAUGCAGAGAAAAUAUAUGGAGUACAACGGCGUUGGAUGAUUCUUCAGAGAUUGGUACUUGCAUCAAGUGGUGGUGGUGAAGGGAGAGAAUAUGGAAUAAAUUUCAACUGUGGAUUUCAGUACAGAAGCUUGAUUCCACCUUCAUCCUGGAUUCAGAGAAUACCUACAUUCUGUAAUUCUCCAUCCCCUCUUGUUCGGUUCCUCGGGUGGAUGGCAGUAUCUCAAUAUGCUAAGCAGUUUCUGAAGGAGCAGCUCUUUCUUGCCUCAGAUCUGGCACAAUUAACUAGUCUACUAUCUAUUUUCGCAGAUGAUCUUUCUUUGGCAGAUAAUAUAGUUGACAAGAAAAACCAAGAUUCUUUGGUCAAUAAAGGAUUGGAAUUUUCUGGACAACCAUAUGGUGAUGGGUCUUUUCGCUUCAUUUACCCAGACCUGCAUAAUUUCUUCCCAAAUAUGAAAAAGCAAUUUGAAGCUUUUGGGGAGAUUAUUUUGGAGGCUGUUGGCCUUCAGUUAAGGUUGCUUCCCUCAAGUGGUGUCCCAGAUAUGCUUGUUGGUUUUCAGAUUUAUGUUUAUGGCCAUUUUUAGGAGAAAAGGAUGGCCAUUCUACACAAAACUAUUCUGAACCUUUGAAAGGUUAUGCUGCUAAGAAUGCCCAGGCAAUCAUCCUAUACAUACUUGAAGCCGUUGUACUUGAGCAUAUGGAAGCAAUGGUGCCUGAAUUACCUAGGGUGGUGCAAGUGAUGGCUUCUCUAUGCAGAUCCUCAUAUUGUGAUGUUUCUUUUCUCAAUUCCAUUUUGCUAUUGUUGAAGCCCCUUAUCUCCUAUGCUCUUGGGAAGGUUUCUAAUGAUGAGAAACUGCUAACAGAUGAGUCCUCUUGCCUUAACUUUGAAUCGUUAUGUUUUGAUGAACUUUUUUCUCAUAUCAAGCAGAGAAGUGAGUAUCAGGACAGCUCUAUGGAAAAAGUAUCAUAUAAUUGUGCUCUUACAAUUUUUAUACUAGGCACUGUGUUUCCUGAUUUAUCCUUUCAACACCAGAGAGAAGUCUUGCAGUCCUUGGCAUUGUGGGCUGAUUUUGCCAGUUUUGAACCAACAACUGCUUUCUAUAACUACCUAUGUGCAUUUCAAAUUGUUAUGCAAAGUUGUCAGCUUAAAUUAGUGAAGACAUUAGGUGUUUGGUUUGCUCAGUACAUUUCAGAAACACUAUGUUUCUGGCAUGGAUUCUAUUGCAAUCCAGGAAGAUAAGCAAGAUUUUUAUUCAGUUCUUGAUGGAUCUUUGCAAAGUUCUCUUUCAAUG